AUGGAGACGAGGAGCGAAAUUUUUGGUUACUGUUUUAACGGUUGUCUAUUGAAGGAAGUUGUAGGUGUUUGGGGAGGCAAGAGCAGCCCUUGGACUUUUGGAUUACAAGGGUGGGGCGUCUUUGUUGGAUUCAAAUGUCCAGAGAGCGUAGACUUCACAGCCCCGGUGAAGAGAAGAUGUGGGAGAUUGUCAAGUGGGUACCGUACAAAGGGUAUUGGUACCUGA
This is a messenger RNA of Dovyalis caffra, 225 nucleotides long. Lineage: Eukaryota; Viridiplantae; Streptophyta; Magnoliopsida; Malpighiales; Salicaceae. The record is from the annotation of a GenBank genome assembly.